Molecule: messenger RNA, 3063 nt
Organism: Oenanthe melanoleuca
Lineage: Eukaryota; Metazoa; Chordata; Aves; Passeriformes; Muscicapidae
Product: zinc finger protein 239-like
Exons: 3
Coding region: 483-1346 (287 amino acids)
Biological process (GO): regulation of transcription by RNA polymerase II
Molecular function (GO): RNA polymerase II cis-regulatory region sequence-specific DNA binding; DNA-binding transcription factor activity, RNA polymerase II-specific
Source: RefSeq, a predicted model, not a curated record
AAACCGGAAGUUUACGAGCGCUCUUUGCUCCCAGUUCCCUCCCAGCGCUCCCAGUAAGAGCGGCACUGGCAGGGAAAGCGCUCCCAGUUCCUGCCCGGGGCUCUCAGCAUCGCUGCCGCUGCUCUCCGUGUCAUUCCCAGCGCUCCCGGUAUCACUCGCAGCGCCGCGCGGGUCGCAGCCGCUCCGACAUCGCCCGGGCCAGAGCGCGGCUGCUUUUGGGUGUCGGCACCUGCCCGGGCCGGGCUGGGAGCGGAGGAGGAGCGGGGAGGAAGAGGACGAGCGGGAAGAGGAGGAAGAGCAGCAGCGGGAGGAAGAGGAGGGACACGGGAGGAGCGGCAGGAAGAGGAGGAGCGAUUUUGGAACCACGCGCUUCUGCCGCCCGCCCGCACAGAGCGCAGCUUCCCCCGGGUGCGGCAGCAUCGCCCCCCAAAAACGCGCAGGAUUUCCCAUAGCUUGGCAGCUAGGAGGAGAAGAAAGAGGCCAUGAGGACGAGGUCGAUGUCCCGGGAGCCGCAGGCAGACAAGGAGCUGAGCACGGCCAGCAGGGAGGACAAAUCCCCGCGGCACAGCCUCGGGCAAGAGGCCGUUUGCAGCGGCUCCACGGCGCAGGAAUGCAUCGGGGAGGAAAAGCCCCGCAGAUCCCGCAGCAGGAGGGGCUGCAAACGCACAGCCCGGGGAUCCCAUCAGGAAAGAGCCAGCCCGGGCCGGGGAGGCGGCCGGAGCUCACAGCUGGGGCUGCGUGAGCAGCUUCAGCGUGGGGAGAAGCCCCACAAGUGCUCGCAAUGUGGGAAGGGAUUCACGUGGAGAUCAGAACUGAUCAAACACCGGAGAGUCCACACGGGGGAACAGCCCUACGAGUGUGGGGAGUGUGGGAAGAGAUUCAGCCGCAGCUCACACCUCAAGAUCCACGAGAGGAGCCACACUGGAGAGAGACCCUACGAGUGUGAUAAAUGCAGGAAGAGGUUUCAGACCAGAUCUAAUCUCGUCCUGCACUAUCGCAUUCACAAGGAUGAGAGGCCUUAUGAGUGUCAUGACUGCGGGAAAGGAUUCAAGCAAAACUCCACCCUUAUCUUGCACCGGCGCACCCACACUGGGGAGAGACCCUACGAGUGUGAUAAAUGCAGGAAGAGGUUUCAGACCAGCUUUUGUCUCCUCGAGCACUAUCGCACUCACACAGAUGAGAGGCCUUAUGAGUGUCAUGACUGUGGGAAGGGCUUCAAGCACAGCUCCACCCUCGUCAAGCACCGGCGCAUCCACACUGGGGAGAGACCCUACGAGUGUCCCGAGUGUGGGAAGAGCUUCUCAAGGGGCAGUAACUUGACCAGACACCAACGGAGUCUCCACUGAGAGAAGCCCUGCGAGUGCCCCGAGUGCGGGAAGAGCUCCGUGCGCUGCUCCAGCUCCAUCCCCCAGGGCAGGAUCCGCGCUGGAUGAUCCCCAGUGACCCCCGAUGGGCAGAGCCCCGCUGAGCCCUGGUGCCGCUGAUCCGUGUUGGGAAGACACCUGGAUGGGGGCUCCACAUCCUCCUGCCUCCCAUCCCAGUCCAAUUCCCAUUCCCGCUCUCCUUCCAUCUCCCUGUCCCGUAUUCUCUGCCCGGUUGUCCUUCCCAUAUUCCCAGUCCCAUAUUCCCUGUCCCAUAUUCCCCGUGUGUUGGGAAGGAUAAGGAUUUGACAGGUAGCUCUCACAGAUAUGUACAUAAAACAUUUCCAUUUCCUAUUCCCAAUCCCAUUCCCGUAUUCCAAUUUCCAAUCCCUUUCCCAUCUUCUAAAUCCCCAUCCCAUAUUUUCUCUCCAAUUGCUAUUUCCAUAUUCCCUGUCCUGUUCCCACACUCCCAUUCCCUGUUCCUGUUUCCUUUCCUGUUCCCUUGUCCCUUUCCCCGUUCCCGGAUGUGGGACUGGGGAACACAGAAGCCUCUCUGAGUCCCUCCAAGAGAGGACAGAAUACAAGAAUUAAAAACCUUUUGAGAAAUGAAACUACAUAUGCCACACGGACAUGAAAUAGAGGUCUGUGCUUUUGUUUCUAAGUAGAAAUAUUAGUUUGCAUAGAUAUGAAGUAGAAGUAUAAAUCUUAGUCUGAAGUAAGUAACAAUAUGUUUGAGGUGCCUUAAAAGUAAAAGCCUUAGAAUCUGGCGUGAAAAAUAACGUGCAGUGAGAGCUCAAGACCAGAGCUCUAGAGAGAACAAAAAUACAGUAAGGACUUUCCUAUAUUCUUCAGGUGGAACAAACACCACCUGUGCACAAGUUAGAUGUAAAUAUUUGUAUUUCAGAACCCCAAUUCUCAUAGGUUUAGGAGAAAUGCUUCAGAUUCCUGUUUUUUGAUCAUUGGAAAUUUUGUCAAGAAAAAUCCGUGUCUUGGAGCCAGAGCUCUCUCUCCCUCCUCUCUCGUCGCUCUCCCUUCCUCCCCCACCAUCAUCAACACUACCAGCACGGGAGAGAAGAAGAAGAGGAAGAUGAAGAAGAAAAGAAGAGGAGAAGAAAGGCCAGGGAGCAUCUGCCUCUGGAGACUCUGCACCAGGCCGCAGCUUCGACCUCUUGCAGCAGAGAGCUGCUCCUGCUUUCAUCGGGACGUUGUGGCAGAGACUGAACAGGGACUGGAGAGCCUUGGGCUCUUUGCCUUUGGAGCCUGACGUGCCUUUCCCAGAAACAACUUUACAGCAGCUGCUCUUCUCUUGGCAGAUCUAAAGCCACAACCAAUCCCCACAGCCGGUCGCAUUCCCGUUCCCUGCCCUUAUUCCCGUUCCCUGUCCCUGUCCCUAUUCCCGGUUCUGCUCCUCGUCCCUGUCCCAUAUUCUGGCUUUGAGUCACGUAGUCCCAGUCCCCGUUCCCACUCCAGGUCCGGAAUUGCUGCACUCAGUCCUAAUUCCCUGCCCAGUCCCAAUCUCGUUCCCUUUCCCCAUUCCCGGUCCCAUUUUCGGUAUUGGUGCCAAUCCUCAAAUCCCGGUCCCUUUCCGAAUUCCCUGUCCCACAGUCACGGUCGCUGUCCCCAUUCCAGUUUCCAGUGCCAAUUCCCGGCGCCGGUUCUCCGUCUUCCGUAUUCCCGGUUUCAAGAAAGGUCUUGGUCCCAU